Vanrija pseudolonga is the source of this 2725-nucleotide messenger RNA. RefSeq names its product Cell cycle serine/threonine-protein kinase CDC5/MSD2 (gene CDC5). Gene Ontology annotation, molecular function: ATP binding; protein binding; protein serine/threonine kinase activity. The record is from RefSeq and is a predicted model, not a curated record. The transcript has 6 exons. Lineage: Eukaryota; Fungi; Basidiomycota; Tremellomycetes; Trichosporonales; Trichosporonaceae. Gene Ontology annotation, cellular component: cytoplasm; spindle pole body; spindle pole. The coding region runs from base 105 to 2675 and encodes 856 amino acids. Gene Ontology annotation, biological process: protein phosphorylation; mitotic spindle organization.
CGUUGAGCCACCCACCUCAUCACAACAUUGUCGCUUGCCCUUGUUUCCCAAUCUCACCAGUCGUCUCCACUUGGACACAGUACCAUAUCCACACACUACCCACCAUGGGCGCCGCCGACGCCGCCCAACAACCACCACCGCCACCGCACGGCGCCGACCCCGCCCGUCCGCGCUCGCCGCCGCCCCCGCGCAAGGACAAGCCUGUGCCCCCGACCCCGCCUUUACACAUCAAGGACCGCGGCCGCGGGGUGACGUACUCGCGGACUGGGUUCCUCGGCGAGGGCGGCUUCGCCCGUGUCUAUGAGGUGUUUGAUGAGGAGAAGACCCGCAAGGCGGUCAAGGUGGUCAACAAGGCGUCGAUCAAGACCAAGAAGAACAAGACCAAGCUCUGGGCAGAGAUCAAGCUCCACCAGAUGCUCGUCCACCCCGACGUAGUGCGCUUCCACGACUGCUUCGAGGACGACGAAAACGUCUACAUGGUGCUCGAGCUGUGCGAGAACGGGUCCCUCAUGGACCUGCUCCGCCGCAGGAGACGCUACUCGGAGCCCGAGGCACGCUACUUCCUCGUCCAGAUCAUCGGCGCAUGCCUCUACAUGCACGACAUGAACGUCAUCCACCGCGACCUCAAGCUCGGCAACCUGUUCCUCGACGGCGACAUGAACGUCAAGGUUGGCGACUUUGGCCUCGCCGCGCUGAUCGAGAACCCUGGAGAACGGAAGAAGUGGGUUGGCAUCUGUCUUACCCUGCUGACGGGCAGGACUAUCUGCGGCACGCCAAACUACAUUGCGCCAGAGGUGCUGUUUGACACGGCUAACGGACACUCGUUUGAAGUCGACGUGUGGUCCGUCGGCGUCAUUCUCUACACCCUUCUCAUUGGCAAGCCUCCGUUCCAGACCAAGGACGUCAAGGCCAUCUACCGCCGUAUCCGUGAGAACCGGUACGAGUUCCCUCCCGACAAGGAGAUCUCGACCUCGGCCAUGGACCUCAUUAGUAGCAUCCUCAACUCGAACCCUGACAUGCGCCCAUCACUCCAAGCCAUCCUCCAGCACCGUUGGUUCACCGACGGCCCCUUCCCUCCCUUCAUCCCCCACUCGGCCAACGACGGCACACCCGACUUCUCCAACCUCUCCACCUCCCAGAGCCGGCGCAACUUUGAGGCCGUCAAGCGCAAGGCAGCUGGAGCAGCUCCUCAGACGACCACGCCGCCGCCCGCGGACAGGCCGUCGCAGCUCGGCUCCUCCAUCUUAGCACAGGAGCGCGACUUUAACAAUGCCGUGCAGCCCGACAGCCCCAUCUCGGCCCUGCUCAACUCGGCUCGCCAGCCACUGGUCCAGGCCGCCGCGCCCAUCAAGGAGCCAUCGCUUCUUCGCAAGCUCAGCGCCGCUGGCGCUCAGAGCACCCUCAGCCCCGCUCGCCGCCAAGCCGCCUCGGCUGCCCUGUCAAGGAGGCCACCACCUGGUCCCGCAACCAAGGCCCCAAUCAUGGACGACGUGGCGGAGGAGGACGAGGGAGACGACGGUGGCGACGAGGCCGAGCCCGUCAACCCUGUCGCGCGUGACCGCGAGGUCGCGGCUCAGAAGGCGCGCAUCGUGUCGCAGAUGGCUGCCAUGCGUUUGUCGGAUACGGAGGAGACCCGCCCGCGCGAGGCGCGUGAGCCAAGAGAUGAGCCCAGGCGCGAGCGGACAACAUCGUCGGUUGCAACAAGCAGCAAGGCUCCCCUUGGCGAGACCAUCUCGCAGCCGCAGCGCAGGUCCAAGGAGCCUGCACCAGCCAAGCCGCUCAAGUCGGCUGACCCGCUGUCACUAUACGAGCUGUGCGAGCGCAACCUCGAGACUGGUAUGGCUUUGGCGGCCACCGAAACUGGCUUCAGCACACCAGACAUUGAUCUCUCCCCGGCUGGGCCAAAGAAGUUUGUCGUCUCUUGGCUCGACUACACGGCCAAGUAUGGCAUGGGCGUCGUCCUGAGCGACGGCACCGUCAGCGUCCACUUCAACGACUCGAGCUCGGUCUCCCUCUCCCCGGCCAAGCAGCACGUCGAGUACCUUGGCCCUCCCACCGACUCGCGCGUCCAGGAGCGCCGCAACUUUGAGGCUGAAUCCUACCCCUCUGAACUCAAGACCAAGGUCUUCCUCCUCCACCACUUUGAAAACUACAUGCUCGGCAAGCUGUUAAGCGAGCAGCCUUACACCUAUGUCGACACCAAGCUCAACAAGGGAAUGGUCUACAUCGAGCGCUACCUGCGCAUGAAGCAUGUCAUUCUGUUCCGCCUGAGCAACCGCAUCCUCCAGUUCAACUUUUACGACCACACCAAGCUCAUUCUGUCCGAGAACGGCCUGGUCGUCUCCAUCAUCGACAAGCACCAGACUCUGCGCAGCUGGAGCCUCGAGGCGCUUCUCCGCCCCCCAUCCGAAGACGAGUCGUCAAAGGAGCGGCGCAGAAUCGAGACGGUCGUGCACAAGGUGCAGUACGCCAAGGACAUUCUCACCAAGAUCCGUCUGCAUGGCCCCUCCAAGCCCAAGGACAAGGAGGAGCGCAGGGAGGAUCGCAGGGAGGCUGUCGAGCCCGAAGCACCUCGCGAGCGCCGCGUUGACCGCGAGCGUGAGCGUGUGCACCGCCACCUCGGUGAGCGCGAGCGCGACCGCGACCGCGCCGCGCCCCGUACUCUCCGCACCUGAUACCCGUCUCGUUGAUUGCCUUGGCCCCUGCCUGUGUGCUAUAGCUGCCC